Messenger RNA from Schistocerca gregaria, 1658 nucleotides. Its product is annotated as pancreatic triacylglycerol lipase-like. The record is from RefSeq and is a predicted model, not a curated record. Gene Ontology annotation, molecular function: lipase activity. Gene Ontology annotation, biological process: lipid metabolic process. NCBI's taxonomy places the organism in Eukaryota, Metazoa, Arthropoda, Insecta, Orthoptera, Acrididae. Bases 8 to 964 code for a protein of 318 amino acids. The transcript is spliced from 7 exons.
UGCCAAGAUGAAAGUCAUUGCUUUGAUUGUUAUACUCUCAGCAGUAGUCUCAGCCCGUCCUCGCCGGUGGGAGCUGGUUCCCACGAAGGACGGCGGAGUCGAACUUUACGACUUGACCCAGCCUCUGCCGGAAGUUCGGGUCGAUACGAGUGACGUCAUCUUCCAGCUCUACACAAAAUCAAACCCAAGCAGCCCUCAAAUUUUGACAGCUGGUGGCUCUUAUACUGGAAACUUCGUUGCCUCAAAACAAACGAAAUUUGUUACCCAUGGAUGGAUGAACGAAGGGGAUCACAUGAGCGCAAUCCGUGAUGGCUGGAUACAGGCUGGAGAUUACAAUGUUAUUGUCAUAGACUGGUCAGCGGAAGCAGGAAACUGGAAUUAUGCUCAGGCAAAAGCUGCUGUAACAGGAGUUGGAGAAAUAGUGGCAACUUUCAUCAACUGGCUUGCUUCUCUUGGUGCCAGCACCAAUAACAUGCAGCUUGUAGGACACAGCCUAGGCGCUCAUGUCUGUGGUGUUGCAGGAAAUCGUGUUACUGCAGGAAGACUGAACAGAAUUACAGGCAUGGACCCAGCCGCACCACUCUUCGGCUCAGAGUCCGCCGCAGACCGUCUUGAUGCAAGCGAUGCUGGCUUUGUACAGGUGAUACAUACCAAUGGUGGAUAUCUGGGGUGGUAUGAUGCUAUGGGAACAGCUGACUUCUAUCCAAAUGGUGGACAAUUUCAGCCUGGUUGUGACUUUGAUGUUACAGGUGCCUGUAGUCAUGGCCGAUCAACUGAAUUCUUUGCUGAAUCCAUAACAACAGGAACAGGAUUUAAGGCAUAUCAAUGUGGCAGCUGGAACGACUUCAAUGCUGGAAAUUGUGCUAGCAAUCCAACAGCUCUCAUGGGAGAGAAGCUCUCAAGCAGUGCAUCUGGAACAUACUUUUUGGCUACUGCAAGCUCUUCGCCAUAUGCUCUUGGUUAGACGUGAUGUCUAUUGUUUCAUUCUUCCCAGGGUGUAAGUUGCAUCCCAGUUAACCUGGAACAGUAAUAUUCAUGUUUAUCCAAUGCAAAAAUGUCAUUAAAUAAAUAAUUUGUUGAUGGCACUCCAUAAAAUCUCUUUCAUUUUACCAGAAAAUAACAGAACUGACUAUAGAAUUUUAAUUUAACAAAGAGAUAUACACAUUUUGUGUGUCUAUUUUUAUCAUCGCUAAUGUUACUACAUAUUCUUCUCUGUCAAUAGUGUUAGUUGACUAUGGCAAAGCAGUAUUAGUGUAGUUUAUUGUGCUGGUUUGGCAGCAUCAUAAAAGGAUUAAAAUCAAUAGAUUCUGUAGAGUUCUUAAUCAACUAAAAGAAUUAACUCAAAUACCUAGAUUACAGUCAAACUUGUCAAAUCAACCAAAAGUUGUAUUAUGAUUAUCACACAAAUAUAAAGACUGCAUUGCUUUUUGACCAGCAAGAUAGAUUCUGGAUAAAAUUUUAUAUUUAAUUAGUAAGUAUAGAACUUCAGUAAUUUCUAAGAAAAGUUUGAUAUUUAUAUGUUUGUAUAUGACCAGUCACUCCUCACUCGGUCAAAUCAUGUCCAUAUUGUAACUUUGUAUGUCUGAAUGCACUUGGGAGACGUAAUCUGCGUAACCGCAAGGAUCAUUCAGAAAGUAAAGUUACAGGUCAAACUAAAA